Penicillium coprophilum is the source of this 2463-nucleotide messenger RNA. RefSeq names its product Zn(II)2Cys6 transcription factor. Gene Ontology annotation, molecular function: zinc ion binding; DNA-binding transcription factor activity, RNA polymerase II-specific. NCBI's taxonomy places the organism in Eukaryota, Fungi, Ascomycota, Eurotiomycetes, Eurotiales, Aspergillaceae. The transcript has 5 exons. The record is from RefSeq and is a predicted model, not a curated record. The coding region runs from base 1 to 2463 and encodes 820 amino acids. Gene Ontology annotation, biological process: regulation of DNA-templated transcription.
AUGUUGCGACGGACAAGAAGAUCUCCAACAGCUUGCUCUUGGUGUCGUUAUCGCAAAGUGCGUUGCGAUGCAUCAAUACUCGGCUCUCCCUGUACUCGUUGCCGACAAGACGGUCGCAGUGAAUGUAUUCUUCGCGCCCAGAAUCCUAAGCAGUCACCCAAGUCACCCAAGUCACGCAACCCGGUGCUCCCUGCACAGCAGAGCUUAGAUUCAACAAAAGGCCGACCCUCCGGGGACCGCCGCCAAUCACAUGCUCGUCAAAAUCUUACCUCACAGCUCCGUGCACAUGGUCUCAGCUUCGAUGACUGCAGUGACAGUUCACCCGAGCUCCCUGAUAUUCCAUAUACCGAAUACGCCUUCGUCGAGUCUCGGCGAUUGCUGUCACUACCUUCCGAAGACAUAGCCUUUCUCACAUCCGAAGGCUGCUUGAGCUUGCCAGCAUCCAAUACAAUCCACGAGUUUGUUGAACAGUAUUUCAAGCGCAUUCAUCCAAUGGUUCCUGUAUUGGACGAAGCAGAAUUCUGGCGCAUUUAUCGAAACACCCAAUCUACAGGUCCCACUAUAUCUCUUUUUGUGUUGCAAUCAAUGCUUUUUGCAAGCUGUCCGCUAUUAUUUGAAUUGCGGACCGAAAAGCGGUGUCAUAUAAAUGCACAAGGCGCUGUUCUGCUUACACAUUACACCUCUGCAGAUGAUACCCAGUCUGGAAGCUUAUGGGUCACAAGGGCCAUCGAGCACGCUAUGCUUGUUGACGCUGAGCCGUUGUCGUCGAUGGACAAUGUGAGACUGUCGCUCAAGAAACGGCUUUGGUGGUCUAUCCUUCUUCGAGACCGAAGCCUGUCUAUUGGACUAUGCCGCCGUCCUCAGGUGACCUCAAUCAGCUUGCAUGGAUGGAGUGAUUGGCUGAGCACAGAGGACUUUGAGGAAGAAUUGCAUCAGUCUCGAGUCUAUGACUAUGAUACAAAGAUGCGCUUACUGGAGGCACUUCAGAAGCAAUGUGAGCUAGCUGUGCUACUCACAGAUUUGGUGAAUUUGGCAUUCACUCAACGAAAGACCCCGAGACGGCUCCUAUCUAUGAUUGAAUUCCAGAAUCUCUUGUUGCGCACAAAAAGAAUCAAAAUCUCCCUCAAUGAAUGGGAACUAUCAAGUCAGCCUCUGAUUCCAUCAAGGGAGACACCACUAUUGGAUGGAAAUGAGGCAGUUGAAAGUUUGACCUACAUGACGUUUAUGUACUACCACGCAGCACGAGUAAAACUGGCUCAUUAUGCGGCAUUUAUACUGGAAGAGAACGUUUUCUACGCAGGAGACCAAUACGGCAAUCUGGUGCUAGAGAUCAGUGAUGACCUAAGGAAUGGGAUCCAGGGAUUGAGUGUCGUAAUGGAACAUUUCAGUGUCAAUGGAUAUUCUGAUAGUCUUCCUCUGAGUGUUCUUGGAUACGUCAGUAUGCCGCUCUUACUAGCAGCUAUAGAUCUCAAGCUUUCUCCUUCGCGAGAGCAGACGCAGGCAAGGCAACGACGUUUGAACUCGCUGAGUCAAAUCAUCCGUCACUCAGAGACGCUGUACGACGUUACCGACUGCGUGGCCGUCGCGACCAACCAUCUCUUGCAGCUUGCCUAUGUCACAACACAGAACAUCUCCUCAGAAGGAAUGUCACUCCAAUUAGCUUCACCGGAGGACCUAGUGGAAGAGAACUGUUUACUUAGCAACAAAUGUCCGAAUAGAGCGUCCAGUAAAUCGAUGCCGCCUGGACCCAACUGCCCAACUAGCUGGCAAGAUGCGUUCAUUCAGUGCCCGAGGGCAUACCUUCUGAUAUCGAACUCUGUGGACUAUACCAUGGCAACUGGGUGUCUACCAUCUGCCGAUGUUCUCCCUGAAAUUGUUCGUGACCUUCCAGCAAUGGGAUUCAUUGCUCGGCUUCCCUGGACAUCUGAUAUUCCGUUAUCAGAAUCCACAAGGUCUCUUGUAGCCAGUACAAAUCGGAUUCAGCGACAGAGUUACCCUGGAAGUGUGCGUUCAUCGUCUAUUGAAGGACGAGAUGCCCUCGACCCAAUCGACAUUGAAACCAAGACGGAGAAGAACUUACACCCGCAGAGGGUCCAGAUUAAUUACAACUCGUCAACAGAUGCAACUUCUGACGAUCCUGCGACGUCUUCUGUGAUCACAAACGAGCACCUGCCCGAUAUCAACAGAAGAGCGGACCAGAGAGCUUCUGAAACUACCGGACCGAACCUGGAUUUCAUGGACUUUGGAGGGUUUCAAAGUGUAUCGAACAAUGUGACGGAAACCUGUACAUUCAGGACUCCAUUAGAACUUGUCAGUCACAACUUGCAGGUCGAGAGCCCAUUGGACCAACAAGUGUUUGAACCCUAUGGUGUCACAUUACCACAGUCAAUCAAAGCAAUUGACUCGACAAUAUUUGACACGUUCUACCGCUCAGGAUUUGAACAGAACUGGGCCGUUCAAUAG